Molecule: messenger RNA, 3101 nt
Organism: Corticium candelabrum
Lineage: Eukaryota; Metazoa; Porifera; Homoscleromorpha; Homosclerophorida; Plakinidae
Product: forkhead box protein J1-like
Exons: 2
Coding region: 1553-2917 (454 amino acids)
Biological process (GO): regulation of DNA-templated transcription
Molecular function (GO): DNA-binding transcription factor activity; sequence-specific DNA binding
Source: RefSeq, a predicted model, not a curated record
UGUACCUAUUGACUGUACUUGCUAUGCUUGCUAUAAUUCUCUUUCUUCUAUCUACUUACGCAACAGGCUUGAUCUCCAGGUUAGCAGAAUUAGGGUGAAAGAGGAAGAAUCUAAAAACAAGUGAAAUGUGACUUAAAAAGGAAUUAGUAUUACUGAUCUGUCUUGUGUAGUUGAUUCGUUGAUAAGGAAGAAAGGGUGUAUGUCUUUUAUUUGGCAGUUGAAACAUAUAGCUGAUAUUUCGUUUCUUCAGUUGACAUUAUCCUGGAAAAAAUGGAAUCUAGGGAAGGUAUUUGAAGUGUCAGAUGUCAUCAAACUUACCUGUUGAGUUUUCUUAUUUUGUUUAUAUGGAUUGUUCUCAUUUGUCAUUAAUUAUAGUAGUAUUUUUAUUUAUUUAAUUAACGUCAACCCAUCUUCAAGUGGGGAAGCAAUGGUACACUAUGUACUAGAACUAGACAUUGGGCAAUGGUACAGUAUACAUACUACUAGACACAUUGGGCAAAGGUGAACUAGUAGACAUAUUGAUGAUGUAUGUAUGGUUUAUAUAUACCAGGUGUUCAACAACCACUUUGGCAUAGCUUUAGUAUUUAUCGUUGUCUCACAAAACCAAUACUAAGUGGUAGAGUUCAGAUGCAAAUAGAGAAAGCCACGACAAUUAGUUGGAUGUUCUUUUUGACACUAAUUGCUACUUUCAUCUACGUUUAUUUUUAUCUAGCGAGGAGUAUAGGGUGUAGCCUGAUCACAAGUUUUAUUUCAGAAGGGUUGGGUAUCAACGAGGUUAGACUAUUCAUUACUUCUCACAUCUUGUAAUUGCGCUACAAGGAUGGGUUUUUCACUGGUCAUGUUCCGAAAGUAUGUCUGGAUUCGUGACUGGAUCCAGCUGGAUCAAAGUGGAAAACUGUCGAAGCACUGGUACAGCAAUUUGUUUGCGUUAUGAAUAUGGAAUACUUGUGUAAGGCGUGACUGACGACCGAGUGCAGUUGACGUUUGGUCAUCGGCGCGUUCUAUGACGCGCACGUGCUUUCUGCCACUUCACGGUUUCCUUGUUGUACCCAUUGCCAUGAUUACACGAGUCGAGUGUUGACUCUAACUUGUCUCGCCCUAUUUCUGGCACGCAAAUUCUAAAGCGAACUGCGAGAAGGUGUCGAUGCGUGGUCGUAUUUGGUCGCUACGUGCUAAAUUCUAGGCCGGCCCACGUCGCACCUCGACCAAUUACAAAUUCGGAUUGAAAUAUAAUUGUUCUCGCGUCGACUAGAGAACGUUGCGUGACGUAAUAUGAUACACACGUAGUAACCGAUAAGAAGGCGCUUGUUGUUUAUGCAUGUCGGUGCGUCAAGCGUGGGCACGGCAGGGUUAAAAAGGAGGCGGAGACACCGUGGGCAAUAGACUGCACUCGGUAAUUUGGAGUGUUUUCUUUAUGUGCAUGUGUUUAUCCGACAAUUCAUGAGCUAAUAUCGGAGUGCUAGUCGCAGUGGGUCAUUUGAAGACGGAGCAUCGAAUUGAGCAGAGUACUAAUAUUUAGUGUCUAGGAAGGUGAUAUAGCACUUCUUCUGCAAUGGCCUCUGUACGACGACGAAACUCGUCCGACGAGUUUGCCAGUUCGCCCGACAGCGAACGUUGGACUCUGAGCGACAGCGACAGCGAAUCGACUGUGGACGAAAUGAUGGACGACAGUCUGACUAGUCUACAGUGGCUACAAAACAUGCAGUUUCACUUAGACGUGAGUGAAAACACUCUCGACGGCUGUGAGGACAAGACAGGAGAAUCACAACAGCUACCAGGCUGUGCUGCCACGGCUGUACAAGUCAACGCAAACACGCCCACCACCGGCACGACGACCAUUACAGGACAAAACGGCUCUGGCCGCAAUGAAGACGUCGACUACAGGACGAAUGCGCAUCUCAAGCCGCCUUACUCGUAUGCGACACUGAUCUGCAUGGCCAUGAAAGCGACCAACCAGACGAAGAUAACAUUGAGUUGCAUAUACAAAUGGAUCAUGGAAAAUUUCAUGUAUUACCGCAAAGCGGACCCUGGCUGGCAGAAUUCGAUCAGGCACAACCUGUCACUCAACAAAUGCUUCAUCAAGGUCGCAAGGACGAAAGACGAUCCAGGAAAAGGCGGAUACUGGAAGAUCAAUCCCGACUACGAGGACUCGUUCGAGAACGGCGUCUUCAAGCGCAGACGCCACAGCAGCGGUGUCAAAUCGACAAGCAGCAGUGAUCACGCUGCAUCACCUAAGAGCGCGUCUCGUAAGACGUCACGAAGUUGUCGAGACCGCGAGAGGAAUGCGAGGUGUGGCUUUGGGACAUCCCCACACGGUAAAUUCGCGUCUUCCAAACGAAAGGUCGCCGCUAACGGUGCGGUCGACGUCAAACGUGUUAGAGAGGAGGAAGUCGUAAUGGACGGUGCAGACAUCGAGGACGCGAUUGGUGUUCUAAAGGGAGAGCUAAGCUGGUCAUCUAUUCUUGAACUGCCCACCUCGUGUACUGGUCUGACGGAGCACGUGCCACCACUUGACACGCCUAUAAUGGAUAGCGAAAUGUCAGUUUUUCCCAGCAUGUCUUUAGCCUCAUCUCUUCCUGUAGAGCGAUUUCAAUCCUCUUGUGGAAGUCCCAUCACGACGUUCACACCUCCGGCAUCUGUGAGUUCAGUCGACGGCUGCGACCAGCCCACCUUUGACAUACCUGUCAAAUUGGAGCCGGUCGACUGCGACAGUCUCACUUGCACUGUCUUUCUACCAACGAGUCUGCCGCCAUCUCCGUCUCCUUUCGAGCAUCCAUGGGCCGAACAGCGAACUGCGACGCCGUUCGAUUUCGAUAAGAUGCUGAGAGGGUCGCAAAUGCAAGCAGUUCAAGUACCGCAAGGUCUGCCCUCAUUUGACGCUUGCGGUUGGAACGUCUUAUAUCAACAUUGCUGUUAGACUACUUCAUCCUAUGCAUAGUACAGAUCUAAGUAUUUAUUAUAAGCCUUGAGGGGCUCUUGCACCUUUCAGUGGAAAUUAGUGAACCGGUAGUCUGGUUUGAUUGGAGAUGUAAAGUUGGAAACCUGAUUAGUGUAUAUGUGUGUGUGUAUAUAAAUAAAUGGUAUCCUAUUUACAUGCUCAA